Melanotaenia boesemani (Boeseman's rainbowfish) is the source of this 2066-nucleotide messenger RNA. It is a transcript of the gene lpar2a, whose product is annotated as lysophosphatidic acid receptor 2a. Gene Ontology annotation, biological process: G protein-coupled receptor signaling pathway. The transcript has 4 exons. Lineage: Eukaryota; Metazoa; Chordata; Actinopteri; Atheriniformes; Melanotaeniidae. Gene Ontology annotation, molecular function: melanocortin receptor activity. The coding region runs from base 161 to 1279 and encodes 372 amino acids. Gene Ontology annotation, cellular component: membrane. The record is from RefSeq and is a predicted model, not a curated record.
UCAGGUCCAGCUGAUCUGAGUGAUAAUUAUUCCGAGUGGCGUCGACUUCCGAGUGUGCCGGCACAUGGUUGCUCAGCGUUGAAAAGUAAAACUUUGAUUUCAAAUCACAGCUUGAACCACUGGUUUCAUAAAGGACAUGACUGUAUGGAGGAGACUCUAAAUGAAUGUUAUGGCCACUGAGAGCAGUGUAUUGAAUACCUGCAACUACAACCACAGCGUCAUCUUCUUCUACGAGUCUGUGGGUAAGAAGAUCCGUGACGAAUGGACUCUGAGGGAUUAUUCGGUUAUCACACUGGGCUUGACAAUAUGUGUUAUUGUGGUCCUUGCCAACCUGAUGGUGAUGGGGGCCAUCUUCAAGAACCACCGUUUCCACUUCCCCAUCUACUAUCUCUUGGCCAACAUGGCUGCAGCAGACCUGUUUGCAGGUAUUGCUUACGCUAACCUGAUGUUAAACACAGGCCCCUGGACCAGAACACUUACUAAGGAGCAGUGGUACAUCCGUGGGGCUUUAAUUGACAUCAGCCUGACUGCCUCUGUAGCCAACCUCCUAGCUGUUGCCGUGGAGCGACACCAGACCAUCAUCACCAUGCAGCUGCACAGCAACAUGACAAAGCGGCGUGUGGUGUUGCUCAUAAUCUGCAUCUGGGCAGCAGCUAUCAUCAUGGGUCUGGUGCCAAACUUGUGGAACUGUGAAUGUGAUCUUAAAGAUUGCUCCACUGUCGCGCCACUCUACAGCCGCCGCUUCCUCAUUUUUUGGGCAGUUCUAAAUUUGCUCACUUUUUUCAUCAUGGUGGCCAUGUACAGCCACAUCUUUGUUUAUGUGAAAUGCCAGAGUCGGCACAUGGCUCAGCAUACAACAGAAAUGCAACACAACCAGACUGUGGUCAACCUGAUGAAAACUAUCUCCAUGGUUCUAGGUGCCUUUGUAAUCUGCUGGACACCUGGCCUCGUGAUUCUCUUAAUAGAUGGACUGUUGGGUGAAAAAAGCAAUGCCAUCCUCUACGAGAAGUACUGUUUGGUGAUUGCAGAGUGUAACUCUCUGGUUAAUCCAAUAAUUUAUUCUCUGCGGGACAAUGAGAUGCGGAGGACGUUCAAGUGGAUCCUUUGCUGUCUGGUUCGGAGAGGUCCUGAUCAGCAGACGUUGCAGUCACCUAUGGAGAUGGACUCUCCUCUGCCAGAGCACACUUUCCACAGCGUCCAGAUGUCAGAGGGCCAGGCCUUAUGGAAACCUGAGGACACCAACAGUAAAGACAAUGGAUGGACAGUGCCAGCGGUAUGACGGAAAAUCAUAAAUACUGGAAAGAAAAAAACCUUUAAACAGAUUAUCUUGUUAAAUUGAAGCUUAUCUUUGGACAACAGCUAAUGUCUACUAAGCUUUCUCUUUCAUGUCGCCUUUGUGGAACAGAAUUAAAAACAGACUUUCAGAUUUAUAUGAACGCUGGAGAAAACGUUUUCAUUUCCCAGUAUGGUGUCAUCCUGAGUGUCCAUGAAGCUAACAGAUUCACGGUAAUCAUCAGAUGGUGCAAUCUCUCCUUUUAUUACAUUUGACUAUCACAAGAGCAUUUGUGACAAAAUAGAAAAUGAAACACUCCUAAAAUUUGAAAUCAAAUACUGAAAAAAAAAAUCACACUAAAUCAAUUUUUAUUAUUUUUCUAAUAAGAACACUACAAUUUUUCAUAUUCUUCCUUUUUGUUUUACUCUUUCUAGAACAAUUCUAAAGUUGAGGUAUAAAAGGAGUUCAUACAGACUCACAAGUCUGAAAACAGUGGGGUUAUAUACAAGAGAAAUGGAAAGACAGAGGUAGAGAGAGGGGUAAAUACAAGGAAAAGAGGGGAGAUACAAAUAUACUAAUAAAAACAAAAAAAGGCUUAUGAAGACAUUUGGUGCUGUGAAAGUUUAGUCACUUGCAGAAUCUAAAUUUAAAAAAAGUUUAAAGUAUGCAUAUUAAAAUUAAAUAUUUUAGAAUUACAGCUCCGCUGCUAAACAAGGGGACACCAGGUGUACACAUGCAUUAUUAUGACAUGUGUAAUUUAGACAUGGAUGUUUUUGCGGUGUGGUUUAUACAU